Messenger RNA from Westerdykella ornata, 1473 nucleotides. Its product is annotated as FAD-binding domain-containing protein. The transcript is spliced from 4 exons. The record is from RefSeq and is a predicted model, not a curated record. Lineage: Eukaryota; Fungi; Ascomycota; Dothideomycetes; Pleosporales; Sporormiaceae. The coding region runs from base 1 to 1473 and encodes 490 amino acids. Gene Ontology annotation, molecular function: FAD binding; oxidoreductase activity.
AUGUUUUUUCAACGGGUUCUUGCCCUUCUCUCAUUCGCAGGGGCAUUUGCCGUUGCUCUCAGUUCUGCGGUUUCGGAUCCAGUCCCCGGCCUCAAGGAGCUGCUUUCGCCAGAUGCCGAGCUAUACAUUGCGGGAUCUCCAGAAUACGAGAUUGUAUUCAUGCGUUGGAGUGCGGCUGUUAGGCCAGAGUUCGAUGUCAUUGUCACGGUGAAAACAGAGAGCGAUGUUCAGAAAACAAUUCAAUAUGCAAAUGAACAAGGGAAACCGUUCCUUGCCAUAUCGGGCGGCCAUGGGACCUCGGUGAACCUCGGAAAAGUCCGCAAUGGCAUUGGCAUUCUGAUGACAGGAAUGAACCACGUCCAGAUUGUGGAUGAUGGUCAGGCAGCUGUGGUGGGAGGAGGCAUCUCGACGGGGCAGCUAACGCACAUAUUGUGGGAGAAUGGGAAACAGACGGUAACGCCAGGUUGUGACUGCGUUGGAUUCGUCUCACCGCUUAUCGGCGGCGGACAUGGCUGGCUUCAAGGACAGUACGGCCUUGCGACGGAUCAGCUCAUAUCUGCUCGGAUGGUGCUUGCAAAUGGUACGGCUAUUACAGUCUCCGAGGAAAGCUAUCCAGACCUUUUCUGGGGAAUUCGCGGUGCAGGCCACAACUUCGGAAUAUACACCGAGCUCAAGAUCAAGAUCUAUGAUCGGAGUCCGACCACCGAUCUCUGGACCGUGAUGACUUUGACCUAUACGCAGGAGAAGCUGGAAGACGUGUUCGCCAUUGGGAAUGAAUGGCUGGAGAGCUCCGAUCCCGACGUGCGAUUGACCCAGUACGGUCUCUUCUAUUUCAACCCCAGCCUUGAUGCAAACAAUCCGGUUUUCAACUUCUACAUCUACUGGCAAGGAAGUGAUAUCCCCAGCGAGUAUUCAGACCCGCUUCAGGCCCUUGGACCUUCAGCCGUCACUGUGAAUACUACGGAGCUGGGCGAUGUAAAUGCGCAUCUUGGAGCAAAAUAUGGCGGGGCUGCUUGUGCCAGAGGUUACUCUCGAGUGAUAUAUGCUAUAUCUCAGCAAUCGUGGUCCUUGGAGAAUAUGCGGGAGACCCUGAAUAUUUUCGGCAAACUCCCAGAGGAAUUCCGAAAUUCGGUCGUUCUCUUGGAAGGGUAUGCGUUGAACGGCGUACUGGCCAAACCAGAGGAGAGCACGGCGUAUCCGGACAGGCAAGGCCGAAUCUUGAUCGGUCCACUACUGACGUACGCGAACAAUGCAAGCUUGGACGCUACGGCAUUCGACUUCGGAAGUCGAAUGCGGUCUGCGCUGGUGGAUGGUACUGGGCAGCCGUUGUCGGCAUACGUGAAUUACGCUCAUGGCGAUGAAAGUGUGGAGGAGAUCUAUGGACAUGAGACUUGGCGGUUGGAGAGGUUGCGGAGUCUGAAGCAAGAGUAUGAUCCCGAUAACAAAUUCGGCUUCUUUGCGCCGAUCAGGUAG